AUGGCCACAGUCCAUGCUCCUGGACUAGCUGCACUGAAGCCACGUCAUCUCCUUAACGGCACCAUCACAUACUCUGCCGCGAAAGAGUAUGAAAGCAAUGUUCUUCAUGAAUUAACAUACUGGGAUCAGGAGACAGAUUACUUGACUUACCUACACCGGAAUCGUGACUCAAUCAGAUCGAUUGUUGCUCAACAACUUGGCUUGAAUUCGGCAGACAAAUGUCACAUUGCACACCCUGAGCAGUGGAUGCGUGGAAGCUUUAACAUUUGCAUCCCAGUCGAUGUCGACGGCCAAGGCCCAAAGCCAGAAAGAAAAAUGAUUAUACGAUUCCCCUUGCCAUAUCGGGUCGGGGAUGUCCCUUGCCCCGGAAAUGCCGAUGAGAAAAUACUUUGCGAAGCGGGGACAUAUGUAUGGCUCGAGGCGAAUUGUCCAGAUGUUGCCAUCCCCCAUCUAUACGGGUUCGGACUUGCUACUGGCCAGACUUUCACUUCUCUUGACAAUCUGCCUAUCGUCAUACGCUCGAUAGAAAAAGUCCGCCGGCGGAUUUUGGCAUGGCUAGGCUAUGCAGUCCCUUCUCGAUUUGUUCAGAUUAGUAACAAGGCGCCUGCUUCUUUAAGUGCAGGUUAUAUUUUGAUUGAGUACAUUGAACGAUCCCGAGGCAAAAUGCUUUCUGAAUCGUGGGAAAAGGGCCGUCACAACGCUCAACUACGGAUGAAUCUGUUCCGUGGCCUUUCUCGUACUCUACUUUCUCUAACACGAGUCCCAUUACCAAGGAUCGGCUCAUUCAUCUUGGAUAACAAAGGUUACCUGAGGUUGAAUAAUAGGCCGCUCACUCUCCAGAUCCACCAAUUGGAAAAUGAGGAAAUACCAGUUGAUAUGCCACGAAAAGUUACAUACAUAUCCGUUGAUUCAUAUAUCAAUGACAUUCUCUCACUCCAUGAAAGCCGCCUACGUCAUCAACCUAAUGCAGUGAGCCACCUCGAGGAUGGUUUCUACCAAACGUCGGCAUUGAUGGUAAUGAGGAGCAUCUGGCCUUGCUACUUUCGGCGGGACCUUCUUCGGGGCCCAUUCUUUCUCAGCCUCACUGAUAUCCAUCAAAGUAACAUAUUUGUUGACGAUGAGUGGAACAUCAAAUGCUUCAUUGAUUUGGAAUGGGCUUGCUCUCGGCCUGUGGAGAUGAUUCACCCUCCAUAUUGGUUGGCAAAUCAAGCCAUCGAUUCAAUCAGCCUGGGUGAUUACAAGACUCUUCAUGCGGAAUUCAUGGAGGCAUUGGCAGAGGAAGAAUCGAAAAAUUCAACAACGUCAUUGCCGUUAUUGUAUCCUAUAUUGCAAGAGGGAUGGGAAAAAGGGACAUUCUGGUGCUCUCUUGCUUUGAACAGUCCUACAGCACUGUUCAAGAUCUUCUAUGACUAUAUCCAGCCAAGGUUUUCGAAAGCCCAGAAUGGCGACUCGACAUUUUGGAUAAUCACUAUGCCUUAUUGGACAUUCAACACGCUUGAGUUUCUUGAGCAAAAAGUGGAAGACAAAAAAAAGUAUGAUCUAUCUUUGCGUGAGGCAUUCAGAGACUAA
Penicillium chermesinum is the source of this 1569-nucleotide messenger RNA. RefSeq lists its product as uncharacterized. The record is from RefSeq and is a predicted model, not a curated record. Bases 1 to 1569 code for a protein of 522 amino acids. The transcript has 2 exons. NCBI's taxonomy places the organism in Eukaryota, Fungi, Ascomycota, Eurotiomycetes, Eurotiales, Aspergillaceae.